CGGUAACGGGACACCGGGACAUCCCUGCCCCCUCCUGCGGUAUAAAGCUGACCGCGCACCGUCAACCGGCUCAGAAUCACUGAGAGCGACGGUUUCUCUUUAUUUGAUUUUCUUUCUUCUUCACUCGAGUUUUAUCAUUUUUCACUACGUGACACGCUCGAACGCUUUAAUCAACCUUCUAUUAUUUUCCUUCAUUGUCAUUUACUUUUGCUCCAUUUUACUUUUUUUACUUUCACAUUUGAGUCCUCGCCGUCGCUGUCAGCGUGUCGGUCCGUCAUGGUCCUGUCUUCGGCCAACAAGAUGAUAGACUUCCGGCUGGUCUUCUCGGACCCCGGCAGGUCCUUCUACAGCAGCGGGGACAAACUGUCCGGCUCGGUGCAGCUGGAGGCGGCUCAGCCCUGCAGAGUGACCGGCCUCAGGGUCACCGCCGCCGGCUGCGCCCGCGUGGAUCACCGCGGCGGGAAGAACCGCAAGAGCCGCAGCCAGGAGGUGGAGUACCUGAAGUACGAGGAGGAGCUGCGGCUGGAGGAGCAGCUCGCUAGAGACUCGGACGGCUGCUUCCUGGUGCGGCCCGGUAAAGCCUACAGCUUCCAGUUCGGCUUCGAGCUGCCGGCCCCGGGGCGUCUGGUGUCGUCCUAUAAGGGAAAGUUCGGUUAUGUCCGGUAUUACGCCCGGGCGGUGCUGGACAGGGCUUCCCAGCGUGCUUUGCAGUGUGACAGGGAGUUUGAGGUGGAGGAGCCGCUGGACGUCAACCGGCCCGACCUGCUGGCUCCGGCUUCCGCCUCCAAACAGAAGAAGGUCACCUGCAUGUUCAUACCUGAUGGUCAGGUGUCCAUCAGUGCUCGGAUCGACAGGAAGGGAUUCUGUGAGGGAGAAGACAUCAGCAUCAACGCCAAGUUCGAGAACACGUGUUCACGCAUCGUAGUGCCAAAGGCCGCCAUUAUCGCCAAACACUCGUACCUCGCCGAUGGACGCAGCAAGGUGUUGCGUCAGAAACUGUCGGCGGUUCGAGGUAACCACAUUAUCUCUGGGAUGUGCGACAUGUGGCAGGGGAAGACCAUCAGGGUCCCCAAACUGAAGCCGUCGCUGCUAGGCUGUGACAUCAUCCAGGUGGAUUACGCUCUCAUGCUCUACCUGCACAUCCCUGGCAGUGAGAAACUGACCCUGGAGCUGCCACUGGUCAUCGGUACAAUCCCCUUCAGCGGCGUCGGCAGCAGGACCAGCAGCAUGAGCAGCCAGGCCAGGUCCCUCGGCAGCCAGGCCGGGUCCCUGAGCAGCUGGUCCUCCUUCCCCUCAGCCCCGCCCAGCUACAGUAACAUCCACAGAGACCUGAGAGCGGACGGCCCUCGCACCCCGCUGCUCCACAACUACGAUGGCGGGGAGGACGAGGAGGAGGAGGAGGGGGGCCUCUUCAUGAGAGCACCUGAACUGUACUACCCCCCUCCACCCGCUUACAGCGAGGUGAGAGGAUCUGAUCGGUUUAGUGUCUUCUUCGAUUCUGUCCGCAUGAAAACAGAUACAAAAUAGACGAGUUUAAAUAAAAUGAGAUAGUCUGGGGUUGUCCUGAGUCAGGAUCAUCUGUCCGUCCGCAGUAGAGCUGGAGAUGAAACGAGGUAAGAUGACAUUAACGGAGAUCAAAUGAAAUGAGAGAAGAUGCUACGAUAGGAGGUGCGAUGAGAUAAAUGAGAAGAAGGUUCAACAAAAUGAGGGUUAGAUGAAAUGAUAAAAUGAGAUAACACCACAAGAUAUGAGGAUAAAGUGAGAUUAUAUCAGAUGACAUGGAAUAAAGUGAGAUAAAAGUAUGAAGUGAAAUAAAGUGAGACAAAAUAAGAUGGUUAAAGAUAAGAUUAAAUAAAAUGAAACAGGAUCAGAUGCAGUAAGACUAAUAAUAUAAACAAUAAAAUGAGAUUAGUUGAGAUGAGAUUGAAAUCGGAUAAAAUCAGAUAACACAAGGUAAAAUUAAAUAACAUGAGCAGAUGAAAUGAAGUAAGAGAUGAGACAGUCUAGUGUCGUCCACCCUCCAGUUUUGUUUGAUGGUCUUCUAUCUGGUCGUCUUCAGGUGGAUCAGGACACCGUUGACCCUCCUCAGGUUGUUCCGGUGUUCUGAGGACGUCCUCGGGAGGUGCAGAAGGCUCUCAGAUGAACGGGCAGAGCAGGAUGUCCUGUCCCGCUCCACUGACGGGACUCGUUAUCCGGCCCGUCGGUUCAAGACCGAGGCGGCGAUGACCCAGCAGUUUUCUGUCAGUGACUCAGCGUGUUUUGGCACUUUGUCGUGUAGUUUUUUGAUAUUUGCUGUUACUCAGUCAAUGUUGCGAUUGGUUGUUUUGUAUUAGGUAAAGAAAGUUACAGAUGUAUAUAUUUU
This is a messenger RNA of Xiphias gladius (swordfish), 2362 nucleotides long. Its product is annotated as thioredoxin-interacting protein-like. Gene Ontology annotation, cellular component: cytoplasm. The record is from RefSeq and is a predicted model, not a curated record. Gene Ontology annotation, biological process: protein transport. Lineage: Eukaryota; Metazoa; Chordata; Actinopteri; Istiophoriformes; Xiphiidae. Gene Ontology annotation, molecular function: ubiquitin protein ligase binding. The transcript is spliced from 6 exons. The coding region runs from base 277 to 1527 and encodes 416 amino acids.